Penicillium canescens is the source of this 2301-nucleotide messenger RNA. RefSeq names its product guanine nucleotide exchange factor VPS9. The record is from RefSeq and is a predicted model, not a curated record. Lineage: Eukaryota; Fungi; Ascomycota; Eurotiomycetes; Eurotiales; Aspergillaceae. The transcript has 4 exons. Gene Ontology annotation, molecular function: guanyl-nucleotide exchange factor activity; ubiquitin binding; small GTPase binding. Gene Ontology annotation, biological process: vesicle-mediated transport. Bases 1 to 2301 code for a protein of 766 amino acids. Gene Ontology annotation, cellular component: endocytic vesicle; cytosol.
AUGCCGGUCUCAGAACCCUCGACGCCUCAGGCUCCCGAGACGAGGGACCUCCAUAAUGAAGAUGCUGAGACGUCCGUAACCGCUACUCCAACCGAUCUCUCCACUCAAACACAGAAGGAAACCUCGAAACCAGAUAACAACCAAACCGGCGAGAUGGGCCAAGAAGAGGUGAAAGAGCCUCUGGAGUCGGUUGCUGCCUCGGAUUCCGCUUUGAAACCCUCGACAAUAGCUCCCCAACCCGCAUCACUACUUGGUCAAGAGCCACUUGCGGGGCGGAUGGAAAGCCUGUCAGUCUCAGGAAAUACCAUACCAGACCAGUCACCUAGCGCAAACGCCCCUCCUCCUCCUACUCCUCCCGAAAAGGAUGAUGUCUACCUCAACUCAACCUCCACGGCCCCCGCGCGAACAGUCCCACCUAUUGAUACAAGCUCCGCCAACCCCGAGAAAGAGCUCCCAGACGUGCCCAGCCAGAAUGACACAGAGACAAAACGAGCUGCUCAAAGCGAAGAAGCUCGAGAAGAGAAUGAUUCGCAGCCAGAGAUUCAAAGCAUCAUGGGACAAUUCCAGGACCCCGCGCGGAGCACCGACCAACAAGAAAUCAUGUCUCCCCGACUCGAGCUUGCUGAUCAGUUCCGCGGUCCCAACUAUUUCCCGCCGCGCAAGUCGAGUCUUGAUCCUGCGCCUCCGGCUGAAUCUCCAGCUUCUCCGGUAGGCACAUCGCCAGAGAGUCAGACAUUACCCAAAGUACCCCACAAGUCUGUUGCCCAUGAUGAGUCGAUGUCAACCCGGCGGUCGUCUACCUCAACGGUUCCACCAAUGCCAGAACCCGAAUCAGAGCAGCCCUUUGACUUCCACCGGUUUCUCGAACAACUGCGCCACCGUACUGCAGACCCGGUGGCUAAGUUCUUGCGCUCAUUUCUUAUGGAGUUUGGAAAGAAGCAAUGGAUGGUCCAUGAACAAGUCAAAAUUAUCAGUGAUUUCCUGACGUUUAUUACGAAUAAAAUGGCGGUAUGCGAAAUCUGGCGCGAUGUUUCAGAUAGCGAAUUCGAUAAUGCCAAAGAAGGCAUGGAGAAGCUUGUCAUGAACCGCUUGUACUCCCAGACUUUCGCACCGGCCAUCCCGGCUCCUCCAACAAUACCCAGGAGUGCAAGUCGGAGCCGACGGAGAGAGCUCGAGAGGCUUCAUGGGCCUUGGCGACGAGGUCAGCACCAAGAGGAUAUUGAACGAGACGACAUCCUGGCCCAGAAGAUUCGCAUAUAUGGCUGGGUCAAUGAAGCACAUCUCGAUAUUCCACCGGUGAGCGGCGGUGGACGUCGGUUCUUGAAUUUAGCGCAGCAAGAAUUAUCCAAAAUUAAUGGCUACCGGGCUCCACGAGAUAAGGUGAUCUGCAUCCUCAAUUGCUGCAAGGUUAUCUUUGGUCUUUUGAAGAAUACCAAAAAGGCCGAUACGUCCGCGGACUCCUUCAUCCCUCUCCUGAUCUAUGUUGUUUUGCAUGCAAACCCAGAUCAUCUUGUCUCCAACAUUCAAUACAUUCUACGAUUCCGCAACCAAGACAAACUCGGCGGGGAAGCAGGAUACUACCUGUCGUCUUUGUCUGGAGCAAUCCAAUUCAUCGAAACCCUCGACCGCACCAGUCUAACCGUCAGCGACGAAGAAUUCGAGUCAAACGUCGAGGCUGCCGUUUCCGCCAUCGCAGAACAGAAUCGUGAAUCGGAAACCUUCCAAGAAAAACCAUCAACCCAACCCGCCCCCUCCCAACCACAAGCCGGCCCAAGCCGCAAAGAAGCACCCCAGUCCAGCGACGACGAUGCUGCCGCCCCCGUCGCAGGAUUACUUCGCACCAUCCAAAAACCUCUCUCCACUAUUGGUCGCAUCUUCUCCGACGAUGGUGACGCUGGUUCUUCAGCUUCCCAAGACCGCCCCCAACCCGUCCCCACACCUCAACCUGGCAUCGCUCCAGCCCGUCUCACCCCGAACGUCUACCAACCCCCGCGUGCAAGUAGCGAGGAAAGACGUCGCUCUGGCGAUGAGCGCUCCGGCCCUAUCCGCCAUGGCAGCGGAGCCUCCGCCAAAAAGAACUUGACCCGUGUGCUCGAUGCCCAGGACGCGGCGGCCCGCCAGGCUAGCGCUGAAGAUGCCGAGGCGCGCCGCAUCCAACGCAAAGAACAUAAUAAUGUUGUCGAGACGCUGUCAAACAUGUUUCCCAAUCUGGACAAGGACGUCAUUGAUGAUGUCGUUAAGAUUAAAGAGGGCAGGGUCGGUCUCGCUGUGGAUGCAUGUCUCGCUCUCAGCGCAGAGUAG